AUGCAGUGUUGCGCGUGCGUAUAUCGAAUUUAUCGUCUAAACGUCAGUAGAACAGUAGCGGUGAGUUGGAACAGGCUCUUUAAUCUCUCAUACGCUCUCUAAAGGAUCGUGCAAUCCACGUGUAAUUUAGUUCAAAGCAGCAGAAGAAUUUCUUGCAUUGACAUUAUUAAUCAUGGUAUUGGACUUAGAUCUUUUUCGAAAAGACAAAGGUUUUGAUCCAGAUAAAAUACGGGAAAAUCAAAAGAAUCGUUUUAAAGAUGUAAAUUUGGUGAACGUGGUAAUUGAAAAAGACAAAAUUUGGCGUCAGCUGCGACAUAAAGCUGACAAUUUCAAUAAGUUGAAAAAUGUAUGCAGCAAAGAAAUUGGAGAGAAAAUGAAAAAGAAAGAAGCAAUAGGCACUGAUAGCACAGUUUCGGAGGAUAUUCUUGAAAAUUUGGAUAAUUUAACAUCCGAUAUCCUGAAGUCAUUAACAAUUACUCAGAUUAAAACUAUUCGUAGUUGCAUUGAUGAUGCCAUCACGAAGAAUGAUAGAGACUUAACUGUAACUGGAUUGGAAAGAAAUAAUAGCCUUAAAGAAAUAGGAAAUAUUUUGCAUGAAUCUGUACCAAUUAGCAACGAUGAAGAUGAAAAUAAGGUUGAGAGAACUUAUGGGGAUUGUACGCAAACCAAAAGGUAUUCUCAUGUUGAUUUAAUACAUAUGAUCGAUGGAUUAGAAGGAGAACGUGGUACCAAUGUUUCUGGCGGACGUGGCUACUUUCUAGUAGGACCUGCAGUUUUUUUACAACAUGCAUUAAUACAAUUUGCUCUUAAACAAUUAUUUGCAAAAGGUUAUAAACCACUUUAUACACCUUUUUUUAUGCGUAAAGAUGUUAUGCAGGAAGUAGCACAGUUAUCUCAAUUUGAUGAGGAACUAUACAAGGUAAUUGGUAAAGGCAGUGAACGCAGUGAUGAUAAAGAUAUAGAAGAAAAAUAUUUAAUUGCUACAUCAGAACAACCAAUAGCUGCAUUUCAUAGAAAUGAAUGGAUUCCUGAAAACGUUUUACCAAUUAAAUAUGCAGGAUUAUCUACAUGUUUUAGACAAGAAGUUGGUUCUCAUGGACGUGAUACAAGAGGGAUUUUUAGAGUUCAUCAGUUUGAAAAAGUGGAACAAUUUUGUUUGACAUCCCCAUAUGAAAACAAAUCUUGGCUAAUGAUGGAAGAAAUGAUAUCAAAUGCAGAACAAUAUUAUCAGGCUUUAGAGAUUCCAUACCGUAUAGUUAACAUAGUAUCGGGUGCACUGAAUAAUGCUGCUUCAAAAAAAUUAGAUUUAGAAGCAUGGUUCCCUGGAUCUGGUGCUUUUCGUGAACUUGUAUCAUGCAGUAACUGUUUAGAUUAUCAAGCUAGGCGUUUAUUGGUCAGGUAUGGCCAAACAAAAAAGAUGAAUACUAGCAUGGAUUAUGUACAUAUGCUAAAUGCAACAAUGUGCGCAGUUACUCGCGUUAUAUGCGCUAUUUUAGAAGUACAUCAAACCGAUACUGGUAUUAAAGUCCCAAAAGUUCUCGCACAGUUCAUGCCAACUGAAUACGAGAAUGAAAUUCCAUUUGUUAAAGCAGCUCCUAUUGACGAAGCGGAAGUGAAGAAAACAAAAAAAUCUAAGGAACCAAAGGACAUUAUUCUAUCUUAAGUAUAUCGUUUUGGUAAACGAUCACUUUGGAAUAAUGUAAAAAAAUCUUAAUGAAUUCAAUUGUGAUUAAUUCUAAUAUUUGGGAUACAUUUUGUUCACAAACAUAUAAGCGAAUAUAUGUUAUAGUUCGAACGCUUUUAGCAUAUAUACCCGUAAAUUAUUGAGAUUUAUAUACUUCAUUAUUACAAAACACAAAUAACAAACAUAAUGCACUUAAGUACAUACAUAAAUAUAUGUUUAUUAUACAAUAAAUAAAUCUAGAAAAAGUUGUAUCAUUAUCUGUACAUUUAUUAAGUGCCUUUUUUUGAACUCGACAUAUUUGAAUGUCUUUUUUCUUCUUCAGCUCUUCUAAGAUUAUUCAAUACAACGCGUUCAAAUUCUGCGUCG
This is a messenger RNA of Nomia melanderi (Alkali bee), 2050 nucleotides long. RefSeq names its product Seryl-tRNA synthetase (gene SerRS). Gene Ontology annotation, biological process: seryl-tRNA aminoacylation. Gene Ontology annotation, molecular function: ATP binding; serine-tRNA ligase activity. The record is from RefSeq and is a predicted model, not a curated record. NCBI's taxonomy places the organism in Eukaryota, Metazoa, Arthropoda, Insecta, Hymenoptera, Halictidae.